UUUUCUGCUCCUGUCACCGCCGUCCAGCCCACAGACGGGACAGACCGAGAGAGGGACAUGGAGGAGGCAGCAGCAGCCGCUUAGCGCAGCUCAGCAGCGGGGCAGGAGGAGGACGUACACCGCGCUGCACCUGCCGGGGACCCGCAGCUGGCAGACAGGGUAGAGACGAGGAAGCAGCGGCUUCUAGAACUUUUCCUCAACUUGAAGGCGGAGUUGUGGCUCCAGCAGUGUGCGUACAAGCCAGGACCAUGUGUGCCAAAUACCAGGCAAGUUUCUUUUCGUGCGUAACGGUGUUUUGAAGAGUUGGAACUGUUUGGACAAAGUUUGUAAAAAGUGAGGCGAGUCUGUUCUGCUCUCUGCAGACUGAGAGUAAACUUAUCCCGGCCCGGCCCGGUCCGGCCCGGUUCAGCAGAAUAAUGCCUCGCCCGGGGAGGAACACGUACAGCGACCAGAAGCCUCCAUAUUCUUACAUCUCCCUCACGGCCAUGGCCAUCCAGAGCUGCCCGGAGAAGAUGCUCCCCCUCAGUGAGAUUUACAAGUUCAUCAUGGACCGGUUCCCGUACUACCGGGAGAACACGCAGCGGUGGCAGAACUCUCUGCGGCACAACCUCUCUUUUAAUGACUGUUUUAUUAAGAUCCCCCGCAGACCGGACCAGCCCGGUAAGGGCAGUUUUUGGGCUCUGCACCCGAGCUGCGGCGACAUGUUUGAGAACGGGAGUUUUCUGCGGCGCAGGAAGCGUUUUAAAGUGGGCGGCAUGCAGGUCACGGACCCGCUGGCACCCAGCAAGCCGCAGGAUGCCGCCCAUUACCUGCAGCAGCAGGCCAAGCUGCGUCUCAGCGCGCUGCACGCGGCCGCGCACCUCCCGCAGAUGCCGGGCGGAUACAACCUGAGCUCCGUGUCUCAGCCAUCCAGCUUCAAACACCCGUUUGCCAUCGAGAACAUCAUCGCCAGAGAGUACAAGAUGCCGGGCGGGCUCGCGGCCUUUUCCACCACCGGGUACCCGCUCCACAACCAGCUGACCCCGGCCUGGCCGCACAUGUACGGCUCCGGGAUGAUGGACACCGCGGCUCCCAUCUCCAUGGCCAGCGACUACUCCGCCUACGGCAUGCCGCUCAAGUCCAUCUGUCACGGCGGACAGACUCUGCCCGCCAUCCCGGUGCCCAUCAAACCUACGCCCGCUUCAAUGCCGGGCCUGCCGGGGCUGCCCACACACAUCCCGGCUUUCCUGGCGAACUCUCCCCAGUCUCUGAGCCCCACCUCCCCGCAGACAGCCACCGGUCAAAGCAGCCCGGCCGCGCCCGGAGAGGCGCUGUCCUCCCCGGCAUCUGCGGCGUUGCAGUCCACGGUGGCGGUGCACUGA
This is a messenger RNA of Epinephelus fuscoguttatus (brown-marbled grouper), 1361 nucleotides long. RefSeq names its product forkhead box protein B1-like. Bases 417 to 1361 code for a protein of 314 amino acids. The record is from RefSeq and is a predicted model, not a curated record. The transcript has a single exon. Gene Ontology annotation, molecular function: RNA polymerase II cis-regulatory region sequence-specific DNA binding; DNA-binding transcription factor activity, RNA polymerase II-specific. Gene Ontology annotation, biological process: cell differentiation; regulation of transcription by RNA polymerase II; anatomical structure morphogenesis. Lineage: Eukaryota; Metazoa; Chordata; Actinopteri; Perciformes; Serranidae.